CAGAAACCCUCCCCACAAAUCCACGGCUCAGCAGGAUCCCGUUCCUGUGCAAAGAUCCAACCCCUGGUUCAAAGGCCGGUCUGCUGAGGAGCUGGGUCGCCUUCAGGGAAAGCAAACCGGUUCAGCAGAACAUCAGAUGGUUGGAGGUGUCGGUCCAGAGGGAUGGCCAGAGCUUCCAUCCCAGCCUUCCAAUCAAGCUCCAAACCGGUGGCAACCAGAAAGACCAGCAGUCAGAUGUCUUCGGAGACAGUGGGAGACCUGCAGUACAGAGCCACGGCCACCAGGGGACAGCAGAGUGUUUGACUUCUCAGUGAUGUCCUACAACAUCUUGUCUCAGGAGCUUCUGCAGGAUAACGCCUAUCUGUACCGACACUGCGACCCUACCGUGCUGCCCUGGCAGUACCGACUACCCAACCUGCUGGCUGAGAUCCAAAAGUACAACGCUGAUAUUCUGUGUCUGCAGGAGGUCCAAGAGGACCACUAUGAGAACCAGAUCAAGCCAGCACUACACGCUUUAGGUUACCAGUGUGAAUAUAAGAAGCGGACAGGAAAGAAACCGGAUGGCUGCGCCGUCAUCUUCAAAACCUCCCGCUUCUCCCUUCUCUCCUCCACCCCGGUGGAGUUCUACCGGCCCGGCGACGCCCUCCUGGACCGGGACAACGUGGGAAUGGUGGUCCUGCUGCAGCCCAGCGGCGCCGCCGUCCAGUCCGAUCCAUCCCCCUUUGUGUGCGUGGCCAACACUCACCUCCUCUACAACCCCCGCCGCGGUGACAUCAAACUGGCUCAGCUGGCCAUCCUAUUGGCUGAGAUCGGCCGACUGUCCCGCCUCCCUGACGGCUCUAGCAACCCGGUGGUUCUGUGCGGGGAUUUCAACUCUGCACCGUGGAGUCCGCUGUACCGGUUCCUGACCACGGGCUGUCUGGAGUACCAAGGAAUGCAGAUCGGACUGGUGUCGGGUCAGGAAACCAGCCCCAAAGGUCAGCGCGUCCUGACGUCUCCCAUCUGGUCUCGCAGUCUGGGAAUCAGUCAGCAGUGCCAGUAUGAGAGCAGACAGGCGAAGGCGCCUUCUCCAAGCAGCCCCACAGCUGUAGAUGGAGGAAUGUCUAACCUGACCGUAGACGAUCCGGCCUCCAGAGCCUCUGCUGAAUUCAACAGCUCAAGGAUUGAGCAUAAAUUAAGGCUGCAGUCGUCCUAUGGGCACCGCCUGAUGCCCGACGGGCGACCUGAGAUCACCACCUGUCAUUCACGCACAGCCCUGACGGUAGAUUACAUCCUCUACAGCUCAGAUGUAAAUGCAACCCCUUCACUUCCUGGUGGGCGUGGCCUCCAACUGCUGGGCAGGUUGUCAUUGGUUGGACAGUCGGAGCUGGAGGAAGUCAGCGGUCUGCCAAACGGGCAACACUCCUCCGACCAUCUUCCUCUUCUCGCCCGCUUUCGGCUGCGCUGCUGAUGUUUGUGGACCCGGUCCGUCACAUGGUGCCAGCAGAACCACAGAGGGGAAAUUUAGUUAAAUUUUAUUUUAUUUUUUUGAGGAAUUGAAUUCUGGCAGCUGGAAAUGAAGGAGGAAUUAAAUUAGAAGUAACCCCAAGAAA
Messenger RNA from Cyprinodon tularosa, 1592 nucleotides. It is a transcript of the gene angel2, whose product is annotated as angel homolog 2 (Drosophila). The transcript is spliced from 8 exons. Lineage: Eukaryota; Metazoa; Chordata; Actinopteri; Cyprinodontiformes; Cyprinodontidae. Bases 137 to 1450 code for a protein of 437 amino acids. Gene Ontology annotation, biological process: 3'-UTR-mediated mRNA stabilization. Gene Ontology annotation, molecular function: 3'-5'-RNA exonuclease activity; mRNA 3'-UTR binding. The record is from RefSeq and is a predicted model, not a curated record.